AAUUCACAAACCUUCCUUCACAAGCUCUCUCUCUCUCUCUCUCCACCGCCCGAUCCAGCCCCCCCUGGUAAUGCCGUUGUCGCCAUCCACCGCCGAGAUCGCCGCUCACCGACUCCUCCUCUAAUCCUCGCCGUCCUCGUCGCCGUGUUUGCGGUUGCUGCAUUGGAAUGGGAGCGGUGCCGUCGACGCCGCGCUGGGGGAGCAGCUCCGCCGCGCGUCCGCUGGAAACGGCGGAGUAUCUGAUCGGGACAUUCGUCGGCGACGAGUCGUUUCCUGUUUCCUCCGAUUACUGGCAGAAAUUGCUUGACCUCCCUCUCAGUCUUCAAUGGCCUCCCGACCGUGUUCAACAAGCUUGCGAGGCUCUUGCACAAAACAACUAUAAAACCAGGCAUCUCGCAAAGCUUCUUAUCCAUCUGGCAUGGUGUUUACAAGAAGCUAUUUCAACUUCUGGUGGCCCUUCUUUUGUUUACGGGAAGGCUGUUAAUGCAGUGUACAUCUCAUCUGUCUUCUUAAAGUACUUAAUUGAAAAUCCAAAAAGCGACAAGUUGGAAGAGUUGUAUUUAUCUCUAGAUGAAAGUGAGGCAAUGCCAACUGAUAUUACAAGAGGUCUUAACAUCGGGGAUUUCAUAAUGUGUAGUGUGUUUACCUUUAUUGGAUCAAUAGAUGUAAGUCCUGAUACAUACCUCCUUCACUUGGAACUGCUUAACUUCAUGCUGAUUGCAAUGUCAACUCAGCUUCUUUCUGGGCCAUCCCCAACACCAGAAGAUGUGAACCCAUUUCUUGAUGUAGCAAUGUCUCAGGAAAGCUCUUUGGUUAUCUUGGUUGUUCGUAGACUGCUACUCAACUACAUCAAUGGACCUUCGAUACCCCUGAAUAGUGCAUCUUAUUCUAUAUUUUCUGAAGGAAGCCAGCCUGGUGUUAUACAAAGAGUUAGUUCUGCAGCAGCAAAUUUGAUGCUGUUACCAUUCAACUUUCUCGUCAGUUCGAGUGGUGAAGGCUCAAGAAGUCUUUUGGCUGACUGCAGUCUCCAUGUGCUACUUAUUCUCACUCAUUAUCGUAAAUGUGCUGUGGAAAACGAGUCAAUAACAGUUAAAACAAAUGAUACCACUACUUCAAAUCCGCUUUUAAAAGGGAGUAGAUAUUUUUCUGACAACCCUUUCUGCAAGGCCUUGGAACAUGCGACCGAUGUUGAAUUUGAUCGUGUAGAUACUGAGGGCAAUGCGCAUAGUGGUCCAGUUUUGAGGUUACCUUUUGCUUCCCUGUUCGAUGCCCUUGGAAUGUACUUAAUUGACGAGGCUGCUGGACUUUUGCUUUACUCUUUAUUGCAAGGAAAUGCUGACUUUCUGGAGUAUGUCUUGGUGCGAACUGAUUUGGAUACACUGUUGAUGCCCAUCCUGGAAGCUUUAUAUGAUGCUCCAAAAAGGACAUCUAAUCAAAUCUACAUGUUGCUGAUCAUACUUCUCAUACUUAGUCAGGAUUCAUCUUUUAAUGCAAGCAUUCACAAAUUGAUACUUCCUACUGUUCCCUGGUACAAAGAACGUCUCCUCCACCAGACAUCUCUCGGUUCAUUAAUGGUCAUUACCCUGAUAAGGACUGUGCAGUAUAACCUAUCUAAGUUACGGGAUGUUUAUCUCCAUACAACUUGUCUAGCAACUUUGGCAAACAUGGCACCUCAUGUCCACCGCUUGAGUGCAUAUGCAUCGCAGAGAUUGGUCAGCUUAUUUGAUAUGCUUUCUCGGAAGUAUAACAAACUAGCAGAGGUGCGUAAUAAUCAGUUGACAUCAGCCAAAGGCAAUUCAAUAGAAGACGAUACUUCAACAGAGAUGCACAUAUAUACCGACUUCUUGAGACUUGUCCUUGAAAUAUUAAAUGCAAUUUUGACAUAUGCUCUGCCACGGAAUCCCGAGGUUGUAUAUGCGAUAAUGCACCGGCAGGAAGUAUUUCAGCCUUUCAGGAAUCAUCCACGGUUCAAUGAACUGCUUGAAAACAUCUAUACGGUAUUAGAUUUUUUCAAUAGUCGCGUGGAUGCUCAGAGAAUAGAUGGAGAAUGGUCAGUAGAGAAAGUACUUCAAGUCAUAAUCAUUAAUUGUAGAUCAUGGCGUGGUGAGGGGAUGAAGAUGUUCACCCAGUUGCGAUUCACAUAUGAACAGGAGAGUAAUCCAGAGGAAUUCUUUAUUCCAUACUUGUGGCAGCUAGUACUAUCUCGCUGUGGAAUCAAUUUCAAUCCUGGAGCCAUAAAUUUGUUUCCAAUUAAUCAACCUGCCGAGAAACAGAGUGAUUAUGAAGUGGUGUCCGACAAUCAUGUAAAUGGAGAGGUGGCCAAGCAUGCAGUCUUUCUUGAUCCAUAGAUGGGAAAUGCCACAAAAGAUGUUGAGGUAUCUUGGUGGAUUUGUAAAUAUACUUGAAUAGUAGAACAUGUAUUCUUCUCAUUCUUUUCUGUUUAUACGUGUGCAACACUAGAGGCCAUAUAAGUAGAUGUAUCCCAAUAUCUUUGACGUACUGAAUAAGAGAAGAUGCUCAUUUCCAUCUUCUUUGAUGUACUUAUGUCAAUCUGAAAACGAGAGUUAAGAUUUGACCGA
Messenger RNA from Argentina anserina (silverweed cinquefoil), 2579 nucleotides. RefSeq lists its product as uncharacterized. The transcript is spliced from 18 exons. Lineage: Eukaryota; Viridiplantae; Streptophyta; Magnoliopsida; Rosales; Rosaceae. Bases 168 to 2348 code for a protein of 726 amino acids. The record is from RefSeq and is a predicted model, not a curated record. Gene Ontology annotation, cellular component: Golgi apparatus. Gene Ontology annotation, biological process: Golgi organization.